CUACAAGGCGCCAGCUCAGAGGAACUAGCCUGGCCUGGAUACACACAUACACACAGAGCAUGCUCUGAAAACAGGCGGUGAAAUCACAAGUUAUUCAUAUUUAUCUUCUAGCUGCGAAUAAGAGUGAACUUCAAGGGCUGAAUCUUGAGGUUUACUCCAAAGCUGACACACACCCCUCUGAGUAUAAUGCGAGGAAAACGGGAAGAGACAGAACCGAAGUCUGUUGCUCCCGAGGCGCCCGAAGAAACUACAGUACGACCGAGAAAGAGGAAGGCAGAUGUUGCCAUUUUUUUACAAGACCUGGAUGAGGAGGUAGCAGAGAUGACAAAGAAGAAGCAGCGGGAAUGUGAGGUGGGCUGGAGUCCUGAUGCUGGUUACACAAGUCCACAGAGGUGGAUCCCCACACCUGAUCAGGAAGUGGACCCACCAGUUGCCCUGAUAAACGCAGGUUUCCCCCACUACAACUUUAACAACGUAUUUGUAACCCCCGUGCGCUGUGCCCCGCUCCCUGCACUGUGCUGGGCCAGUAAGGAUGUGGUAUGGAACAACAUGUUGGAGAAGGACAAGACCUACACCAGAGAUGUCCAUGUGAUGGAUAAACAUCCUCAUCUGCAGCCCAAGAUGAGGGCAAUUCUACUGGACUGGCUCAUGGAGGUAAGUGAGGUGUACAAACUGCACAGAGAGUCAUACCACCUCGCUCAGGACUACUUUGAUCGUUUCAUGGCCACACAGAGAAACGUCUUCAAAUCAACACUGCAGCUCAUAGGCAUUACCUGUCUCUUCAUUGCUGCCAAAGUAGAGGAGAUGUAUCCUCCCAAGGUCCACCAGUUUGCCUAUGUUACAGAUGAAGCCUGCACUGAAGAUGAAAUUCUCAGUAUGGAAAUCAUUAUUAUGAAGGAGCUGAAGUGGAGUCUCAGCCCACAGACUCCCAUCUCCUGGCUCAAUGUUUACAUGCAGGUGGCCUACCUGAAAGAGACGGACGAGCUGCUCAUCCCCAGAUACCCACAAACUACCUUCACACAGAUUGCAGAGUUGUUGGACCUGUGUAUGCUUGAUGUGCGUUGCCUUGAGUUUUCCAAUGGCGUCCUUGCUGCUUCAGCCCUGUUUCACUUUUCCUCUCUGGAGCUGGUGGAAAACGUCUCGGCUCUGAAGAGGGUGGAGUUAGAAGAGUGCGUGAGGUGGAUGGUGCCAUUCGCCAUGGCUCUGCGAGAGGUUGGUGGGUCGUCUAUGAAAACAUUCCCAGGAAUCCCUGCAGAUGACAUGCACAACAUCCAGACGCAUGUCCCUUACAUGACAUGGCUGGACAAGGCCUAUUCCUACCAGGAUGUGGAGUUGGAGCGUCACGGCACCUGUCCUGUACCUCCAGGUGUCCUGACUCCACCCCAGAGCAGUGAGAAAACCGAAGAGUUGAACCGAGUGGAUACCACAACGCUGAAAGUCAGGCCCAGGAUUCAGACUUCAUCACCACAACGACACCUUCCAAAGUAGUGAAGCAAACACUGAAGCUGACAAGACAACAGCAAAUCCCAAUUCGACUUUAAGCUGUAAGGGGAAGAAAAGCAAUUCUGAUGUGUUGAUUCUGAACAGCGACGCCACUGCAGUACCAGCACACAUGUUAGGACUGAUGGAUGAAUUUUCAGUAGGGAAAUAUGGAUGGCUAUAUCACUGAUUACUUGGAUCCAGGUGCUUUUUAAAUGUCUAUGUAUUGGGUGCACACAGUGACUUUGAAAUCGGAAAUGCUGACAUGCAGUGAGCAAACACUUUGGACGGCCCUAUCCACACAGGAAUCUGACCUGUUUAACCCUCCAGUUGAGAUGAAAACGCAUCGCAAAGGGCUGUUAAGGAUGGGACAACUGAAGAGUAUUUUUUUUUUUGACGAGGAGUGCACCCAAAUGCUUGCAUUAAUUACCAGCCACACCUACAUUUUGUGGUUGCCAUUUUUAUUUUCUAUGCAGAGGCCAAAUUGAAUGGACAUUUUAUGGAGUCUCUACUUGAUUUAGCAUGUGUGUGUAUGUGUGUGUGUGCGAGACUGUGUGUGAGUGUGUCUGUGUUUGGGGGGGGAGGGUGAUUGCUGUUUUUAAUCUAUAAGUGGCCUCAUUUGCCCAAAAACUAUUCCUAGGGUCAUAUUUGGCUCUCUGCUGCUAUAAAAGUGGGCUUUGCAUGACGGAGGGGGAAGAAUGUGUGUCUGUGUGUGAAAUAGUGUGUUGCUCUUGUUUUUUGGUUCUACUCUUGUCAUUUUAGUGGACAAAACAUGGCCAUGUUUUGCUUAGGGACCAGUAGCUUGGCUACCUAAAUGGACUCAUGAACCAGCCAGGCUUCAGAAGCUAAAGUAUUGAUUGUAUUUAACUUGCAUUUUUAUCCCAACCUGCGGUUUGUUUCCCCACCACCAAAAUGUAAGAUUAUAUUUGACUUUUUUAAAUAAAAUGCUGCUACAUAUUUCCUCUUUUAA
Messenger RNA from Epinephelus lanceolatus (giant grouper), 2449 nucleotides. It is a transcript of the gene ccne1, whose product is annotated as cyclin E1. The record is from RefSeq and is a predicted model, not a curated record. NCBI's taxonomy places the organism in Eukaryota, Metazoa, Chordata, Actinopteri, Perciformes, Serranidae.